GGUGGCCGCGGGUGGACCCGUGCAGCUCGCGGAAGCGCGCCCCGCAGCGCCCUGGAACGGCCCUGGAGCAGCGUGGCGUCCGCCUGGCCCCCGAGCCCUCGGUGCAGCCCCGGGACACAGAGCCAUCAGCAACCAUGAGCAACCCAUUUGCACACCUCGCUGAGCCUUUGGAUCCUGCACAACCAGGAAAGAAAUUCUUCAAUUUGAAUAAAUUGGACGAUUCAAGAUAUGGACGCUUACCAUUUUCUAUCAGAGUUCUCCUGGAGGCAGCCAUUCGGAACUGUGAUCAAUUUCUGGUGAAGAAAGAUGACAUUGAAAAUAUCCUAAAUUGGAAUGUCAUGCAGCACAAGAACAUAGAAGUGCCGUUUAAGCCUGCUCGGGUCAUCCUGCAGGACUUCACGGGUGUGCCAGCCGUGGUAGACUUUGCUGCGAUGCGUGACGCUGUGAAAAAGUUAGGAGGAGAUCCAGAGAAAAUAAACCCCAUCUGCCCUGCUGACCUUGUGAUUGAUCAUUCCAUCCAAGUUGAUUUCAACAGAAGGGUAGACAGUUUACAGAAGAAUCAAGACCUGGAAUUUGAAAGGAAUCGAGAACGAUUUGAAUUUUUAAAGUGGGGCUCUCAGGCUUUUCGCAACAUGCGGAUCAUCCCGCCCGGCUCGGGGAUCAUCCACCAGGUGAACCUGGAGUAUUUGGCCAGAGUGGUAUUCGAUCAGGAUGGAUAUUACUACCCAGACAGCCUUGUGGGCACGGACUCGCACACGACCAUGAUUGACGGUUUGGGCGUUCUCGGGUGGGGUGUGGGUGGCAUCGAAGCAGAAGCUGUCAUGCUGGGUCAGCCAAUCAGCAUGGUGCUUCCCCAGGUGAUUGGCUACAGGCUGAUGGGAAAUCCCCACCCUCUGGUCACAUCCACUGACAUCGUGCUCACCAUCACCAAGCACCUCCGCCAGGUUGGGGUAGUGGGAAAAUUUGUCGAGUUCUUCGGGCCAGGAGUGGCCCAGUUGUCCAUUGCUGACCGAGCUACGAUUGCCAACAUGUGUCCAGAGUAUGGAGCAACCGCUGCCUUUUUCCCGGUCGAUGAAGUUAGUAUCAAGUACCUGGUGCAGACAGGUCGUGAUGAAGAGAAGGUCAAGUACAUUAAGAGGUAUCUGCAGGCUGUAGGAAUGUUUCGGGAUUUCAGUGACUCCUCCCAGGACCCAGACUUUGCCCAGGUGGUGGAAUUAGAUUUGAAAACGGUAGUGCCUUGCUGCAGUGGACCCAAGCGGCCUCAGGACAAAGUCGCCGUGUCCGACAUGAGAAAGGACUUUGAGAGCUGCCUCGGAGCCAAGCAAGGGUUUAAAGGGUUCCAGGUUGCUCCGGACCAUCAUAAUGACCGUAAGACGUUUAUCUACAACAACAGCGAAUUCACCCUCGCUCACGGCUCCGUGGUCAUCGCCGCCAUCACUAGCUGUACGAACACCAGCAAUCCGUCCGUGAUGCUAGGGGCAGGCUUGUUAGCCAAGAAAGCCGUGGACGCCGGCCUGACCGUGAAGCCUUACAUCAAAACGAGCCUGUCACCUGGGAGCGGGGUGGUCACCUACUACCUGCGGGAGAGCGGAGUCAUGCCUUACCUGUCUCAGCUGGGGUUUGAUGUCGUGGGCUAUGGGUGCAUGACCUGCAUUGGCAACAGCGGGCCCUUGCCUGAGCCUGUGGUGGAAGCCAUCACGCAGGGAGACCUUGUUGCUGUCGGAGUCCUCUCGGGGAACAGGAAUUUUGAAGGUCGAGUCCACCCCAAUACCCGGGCCAACUAUUUAGCCUCUCCGCCCUUGGUGAUAGCGUAUGCAAUUGCUGGGACCAUCAAGAUCGACUUUGAGAAAGAGCCACUGGGGGUAAACGCAAAGGGACAGCAGGUAUUUCUGAAGGACAUCUGGCCAACGAGAGAGGAGAUCCAGGCGGUGGAGCGUCAGUACGUCAUCCCUGGGAUGUUCAAGGAGGUCUACCAGAAAAUAGAGACUGUGAAUGAAAGCUGGAAUGCCUUAGCAGCCCCAUCAGAUACGCUGUAUUACUGGAAUCCCAAAUCUACAUACAUUAAGUCACCACCAUUCUUUGAAAACCUGACUUUGGAGCUGCAGCCCGCUAAGUCUAUUGUGGAUGCCUACGUACUGCUAAAUUUGGGAGAUUCGGUCACAACUGACCAUAUCUCUCCGGCUGGAAACAUUGCAAGAAACAGCCCUGCUGCUCGCUACUUGACUAACAGAGGCCUGACUCCGCGGGAAUUCAACUCCUACGGCUCCCGCCGGGGCAACGAUGCCAUCAUGGCCCGGGGCACAUUUGCCAACAUUCGCUUACUAAACAAAUUUUUGAACAAGCAGGCACCGCAGACGAUACACCUGCCUUCUGGAGAAGUGCUUGAUGUGUUUGAUGCCGCCGAGCGGUACCAGCAGGCGGGCCUUCCCCUGAUUGUUCUGGCCGGCAAAGAGUACGGCUCGGGCAGCUCCCGCGACUGGGCAGCCAAGGGCCCUUUCCUCCUGGGAAUCAAGGCUGUCCUGGCGGAGAGCUACGAGCGCAUUCACCGCAGUAACCUGGUCGGAAUGGGCGUGAUCCCCCUCGAGUACCUCCCCGGGGAGACGGCAGACACCCUGGGACUCACGGGGCGGGAGCGAUACACCAUCAGCAUCCCAGAGAACCUCAAACCACGAAUGAAAGUCCAGGUCAAGCUGGAUACCGGGAAGACCUUCCAGGCGGUCAUGAGGUUUGACACCGACGUGGAGCUCACUUACUUCCACAACGGCGGCAUCCUCAACUACAUGAUCCGCAAGAUGGCCCAGUAGGCCCUGGUGUCCUGGGAGACCUGCCCGGGAGCUGCCCCGGAGCGUGUGCGGGGCCCCGGCCGCCGAGCCCCGGGUGCAGAAGCGAGUCCGAUGUCCCCGCGCGGGGUGCUGCCUGGCAGGCGGAGCCCGGAGCACUGCGUUCCGGGCCCUUCCUCCGGGCACAGGCAGCAGUUCCUACAUUCUCUGUUUUUAAUCUUUUUACCUUUUUCUAGAAUUUGGAAGCUAGCAUGGUGGAAUGUCAGUAGUGCCAGAAAGAACGGAGCUUGUCUUUAAAGUGACUGAUCACAGAACGUUGAUUUUUUUACUCUCGGCCUGUUCGUGUUCAGCAGAACACAAAUAGGUGUUCUCAGGAGGAACUCCCUGCCCUCUGUUUCUCGGUUCUCCCGGGCUCGCCUGUUACUCCAGUGUUAACUGACAUGGUAGAUGUGAACUUCUGCACACUUCAGAUCACAGUGGUGAUUGCCACUCUCCCCCGCCCCCUUUGCCUCCGAGUGAAUGGUCCAGACACCUUGUGGACAGGCCAGAGGUUAACACUUUUUGAUUAUGUAACUUUUGAUCGAUCAUCAUUAAAGAAAUGUGAAGUUUUCUUUUACUAUCUUUAAAAAUUUUUCCCCAGAAAAUUUUUUUUCAUUUGUCCAGAGGAUGACUUUGUUUGGAGGUGGUUUGGCUGAGAAACAGAUGUUUCUAAUUUGAAUAAAAUUAAAUCUAUUUUCAAGGAAAA
This is a messenger RNA of Eptesicus fuscus (big brown bat), 3525 nucleotides long. RefSeq names its product aconitase 1 (gene ACO1). The record is from RefSeq and is a predicted model, not a curated record. NCBI's taxonomy places the organism in Eukaryota, Metazoa, Chordata, Mammalia, Chiroptera, Vespertilionidae. Gene Ontology annotation, cellular component: cytosol; mitochondrion. Gene Ontology annotation, biological process: citrate metabolic process; tricarboxylic acid cycle. Bases 135 to 2804 code for a protein of 889 amino acids. The transcript has 21 exons. Gene Ontology annotation, molecular function: iron-responsive element binding; 4 iron, 4 sulfur cluster binding; 3 iron, 4 sulfur cluster binding.